AUGGGUUCCCCUUGGCUAUUUGCAGCUUGGGGCAUGGAUGUUAUUGGACCCAUAGAGCCUCCCGCGUCAAAUGGACAUCGUUUCAUCCUGGUGGCUAUCGAUUAUUUCACAAAGUGGGUCGAAGCUUCGAUAUACAAGGCAGUGACAAAGAAGGUGGUAGCAGACUUUGUUCGCGACAAUAUAGUUUGUCGGUUUAGAAUUCCAAAAUCAAUCAUAACAGAUAAUGCGGCCAACCUCAACAGCGAUCUUAUGAAGGAAACUUGUGAAAGGUUCAAGAUUACUCAUCAAAAUUCCACGGUUUACCAUCCACAGAUGAAUGGAGUAGUUGAGGCUGCAAAUAAUAAUAUCAAGAAGCUUUUAAGGAAAAUAGUGGACAGUCACAGGCAAUGGCAUGAAAAGCUACUAUAUGCUUUACUCGAUUAUCGCACCACAAUCAGAACAUUAACUGGGGCAACUCCUUAUAUGUUGGUUCAUGGUUCGGAAGCAGUAAUACCUGCAGAGGUGGAAAUACCAUCUUUAAGGAUUAUCCAAGAGGUUGGUCUAGACGAUGUGGAAUGGAUAAGUAGCAGAAAUGAACAGUUGAUGAUCAUCGAUGAAAAGAGGAUGGACGCGGUUUGUCAUGGACAACUCUAUCAAAAUAGAAUGACCAAAGCGUUCAACAAGAAAGUCAAAUCUCGACAGUUCACACCGAGGCAGUUAGUAUUGAAGAAGAUCUUUCCUCACCAAGAAGAAGCCAAAGGGAAAUUUGCACCAAAUUGGCAAGAACCCUGCAUGGUUCAUAAAGUACUCUCUAGAGGAGCAGUAAUCUUAGCAGAAAUGGAUGGCAGAGUGAACACAAAGCCAAUCAAUUCAGACGCCAUCAAGAAAUACUACAUCUGA
Solanum tuberosum (potato) is the source of this 879-nucleotide messenger RNA. RefSeq lists its product as uncharacterized. The transcript has a single exon. The record is from RefSeq and is a predicted model, not a curated record. Gene Ontology annotation, molecular function: nucleic acid binding. The coding region runs from base 1 to 879 and encodes 292 amino acids. Lineage: Eukaryota; Viridiplantae; Streptophyta; Magnoliopsida; Solanales; Solanaceae. Gene Ontology annotation, biological process: DNA integration.